Molecule: messenger RNA, 2908 nt
Organism: Sorex fumeus (smoky shrew)
Lineage: Eukaryota; Metazoa; Chordata; Mammalia; Eulipotyphla; Soricidae
Gene: TGFBI
Product: transforming growth factor beta induced
Exons: 18
Coding region: 41-2092 (683 amino acids)
Biological process (GO): cell adhesion; extracellular matrix organization
Cellular component (GO): extracellular matrix
Molecular function (GO): cell adhesion molecule binding
Source: RefSeq, a predicted model, not a curated record
GGCGCACUUCCCCGGCUCCGCGCUCGCGCCCUGCAGUUCCAUGGCGCUCCUCGUGCGGCUGCUGCCCCUCGCCCUGGCGCUGGCCCUGGCGCCCGCCGCCAGCUGGGCGGGCCCCUUCAAGUCGCCCUACCAGCUGGUCCUGCAGCACAGCCGGCUCCGGGGCCGGCAGCACGGCCCCAACGUGUGCGCUGUGCAGAAGGUCAUUGGCACCAACAAGAAGUACUUCACCAACUGCAAGCAGUGGUACCAGAGGAAGAUAUGCGGCAAAUCCACCGUCAUCAGUUACGAGUGCUGUCCUGGCUACGAGAAGGUCCCAGGAGAAAAGGGCUGUCCAGCAGCCCUGCCACUGUCAAAUCUUUAUGAGACCCUGGGAGUCGUGGGCUCAACCACCACUCAGCUGUACACAGACCGCACGGAGAAACUGAGGCCCGAGAUGGAAGGGCCUGGCAGCUUUACCAUCUUUGCCCCCAGCAACGAGGCCUGGGCAGCCCUGUCAGCGGAAGUGCUGGACUCUCUGGUCAGCAACAUCAACAUCGAGCUACUGAACGCCCUCCGCUACCACAUGGUGGACAGGCGGGUGCUGACGGACGAGAUGAAGCACGGCACGAUCCUCACCUCCAUGUACCAGAACUCGGGCAUCCAGAUCCACCACUAUCCCAAUGGGAUUGUCACGGUCAACUGCGCCCGGCUGCUGAAGGCUGACCACCAUGCCACCAACGGUGUGGUGCACCUUAUUGACAAGGUCAUCUCCACCACCACCAACAACAUCCAGCAGAUCGUGGAGAUCGAGGACACUUUUGAAACCCUGCGGGCUGCUGUGGCUGCAGCGGGUCUCAACACAGUGCUCGAGGGAGAUGGCCAGUACACUCUCCUGGCCCCCACCAAUGAGGCCUUCGAGAAGAUCCCCACUGAGACCUUGAACCGGAUUCUAGGCGAUCCAGACGCGCUGAGAGACCUGUUGAACAACCACAUCCUGAAGUCGGCCAUGUGUGCCGAGGCCAUCGUGGCAGGGCUGUCCAUGGAGACCCUGGGGGGCAACACGCUGGAGGUGGGCUGCAGCGGAGAUAUGCUCACCAUCAACGGCAAAGCCAUCAUCUCCAACAAAGACAUCCUGGCCACGAAUGGCGUGAUCCACUUCAUCGACGAGCUGCUCAUCCCAGAUUCGGCCAAGACUCUGUUUGAGUUGGCUGCCGAGUCUGAUGUCUCCACCACCAUGGACCUCUUCCGCCAGGCCGGCCUCAGCACUCACCUCUCCGGCAGUGAGCGCGUGACUCUCCUGGCCCCCCUGAACUCUGUCUUCAAAGAUGGGAUCCCUCCCGCGGAUGCCCCAACUAAGAAUUUGCUUCUCAACCACCUGGUUAAAGACCAGCUGGCCUCCAAGUACCUGUACCAUGGGCAGACUCUGGAUACCCUGGGAGGCAAAAAACUGAGAGUGUUUGUGUAUCGGAAUAGCUUGUGUAUCGAGAACAGCUGCAUUGCUGCCCAUGACAAGAGAGGGCGCUAUGGGACGCUGUUCACCAUGGACCGGGUGCUGACCCCUCCCAUGGGAACCGUCAUGGAUGUCCUGAAGGGUGACAGUCGCUUCAGCAUGCUGGUGACCGCCAUCCAGUCUGCCGGGCUGACAGAGAUGCUCAACCGGGAAGGGGGGUACACCAUCUUUGCUCCCACGAAUGAUGCCUUCCAAGCCAUGCCCCCGGAAGAACUGAACAAGCUCAUGGGCAAUGCCAAAGAACUUGCCAACAUCCUGAAGUACCACAUUGGUGAUGAAAUCCUGGUCAGCGGUGGCAUCGGAGCCCUGGUGCGGCUGAAGUCCCUGCAAGGUGACAAGCUGGAAGUGAGCUCGAAAAACAACGUAGUGAAUGUCAAUAAGGAGCCUGUGGAUGAGGUCGACAUCAUGGCCACCAAUGGUGUGGUCUACGCCAUCACCAGUGUCCUGCAGCCCCCAGCCAACAGACCUCAGGAGCGAACGGAUGAGCUGGCCGACUCGGCGCUGCAGAUCUUCAAGCAGGCAUCUGCCUAUGCCAGGGCUUCCCACACCUCUGUGAAACUAGCCCCCGUCUACCAGCGGUUACUAGAGAGGAUGAAGCACUAGGGUGAAGAUCUGCAGGCGGAAGGCACAUCAGCAGCCCCCCGCCAGUUUCUCUGUUUGCCAAAAAGACUGAACGUUUUUGAAACCAAAAUUUCUACUUCCAUGUACAUGGGGGCCGCACCGUCAUGAGAUCUGAGCCCGGGAUGGGUGAGGGGAGGAAGGAGGGACAAGUGGUUUUGCUUCUGUGUUUGUGUGUGUGUGUGUGUGUGUGUGUGUGUGUUUCAGAAUUUUGUGUACAGGUAGAUAUUGUUUCCUCAUUAGUAUUAGGUAGUGCCUUAAUCCUAGCUGAUAUUAGUUAUAACAAAACUCCAGUGAGGCCAAACAAGUCCUUUUGUAAAAGAAGAAAUUUUUUUUAGAAUUCAAUUUUUCUCUUCUAAUACUGCUGGAGAUGAUUUUGCUUUGAGUUUUUCAGGGAAUAAACAUUAGGGACUCUUAAAGAUUAUAAUCUGGCAACUGGUUUUCUUUAUAACCUACUUGGUUAGUUUCAUUUUGAAAAUGACUCAAUUUAAAAUUUGGUAGCAGUACAAUCAUGAAAACUGGAUGUUUGAAUUACCUACCCAUGUUCUCUUAAAAGGGUAUUUCAAAUUGAAGAUGAUAUCAACCAAACCAAUGGCUGCACUGUAGGCCUGCUUGUUUGUAGUAGUUCUGCUUCUGUUUAUGUUGUAGAAAAUGAAUUUCUAGCCACAUGCCUCAAUUCUGUUACUUUUUUACCUAUAAAAUGUAUUAGGUUUUACUAUUAUGCUUGUCAAAGCCAUAAUAACUCUUAAGAAUUUUUGUUUUUGCAUAUGUUUGCUAAUACUUUAUUUUAAUAAACCUUGA